AUGGUAUCCGAAGACCCUGCAAUUCGUAACCGUAAACCGCUACCUACCGAUACCACCGCUGGCAUGCCUGGCGUUGGAGGCUCUACCAAGCGAAAGAUUAAGUCUGAGGUCCAAAGCGGAAUCUCAUUCCUCGAUGUCCUUCGCGUUAUCUCCGGAAUUAUAGUACUUAGCGGUGUCAUGAGUUGGUUCGUGACCGACGGCGAGAGCUUGACAUGGGGUUAUAAGCCAGCUGCUUUGAGAUGGAACAAUGUCAAGAUGAUGUUUCGCACUCCCCUAAAUCUCACUGAUGCCGAGCUCGCGCGUUAUGAUGGCAAAGACCCCAAACUCCCAAUCUAUGUUGCUGUCAACGGAAGCGUCUUCGAUGUCACCGCGAACCCGGCUACCUAUGGCCCUGGCGGCGGGUACCAUUUUUUCUCUGGACGUGACGCGGCACGUGCUUUCGUGUCUGGCUGUUUCCGCGAGGAUUUGACUUGGGAUAUGCGUGGACUCGAGGAGAUGUACAUUAAGGGUGCUGAGCUCGAGACCGACCUGGCUGAGAAGGCUGAAAUUGAAAGGCUCGAGGCGGGUGGCUCCAUGGCAGGCAGGGCGAGAUAUCUCACAAGAAGAAGGGAGAAAAGACGAGUCGAUGCUUGGGAAAAAGUCGUCAAGUCGAUUGCCCAUUGGGAUCAGUUCUUUAGGAACCACGACAAGUAUUUCUAUGUUGGAAUCGUCACACAUCCAGAUAUAAGCGGAGAGCCGAUCAGAGAGCUCUGCCAGAAACAGAAGAAGCCUUAG
Molecule: messenger RNA, 774 nt
Organism: Morchella sextelata
Lineage: Eukaryota; Fungi; Ascomycota; Pezizomycetes; Pezizales; Morchellaceae
Exons: 2
Coding region: 1-774 (257 amino acids)
Cellular component (GO): membrane; endomembrane system
Source: RefSeq, a predicted model, not a curated record